AUGGGCAGUCCCAGAAGCUCCCAGUCGCAGCCACCUCGUGAAGUCAAGAUCAAGUGGCCUGAGCUUGAUACAACGGUCACAGUAAAGAUAAACGAUGUAAACCCAACACUAGUUGGCUUGCUUGGAGAUGCCCUACCAUAUCGCUCCCUUCAGACCCAUGCUGUUGUUGCUGGGGACCAGCUAUAUCACCUGGUUCCGUUAGAGCAAUUGAUUUACACACCUGCCGACAAAAAGGCCCCUGAUAGAGCCAAAGAGCCUGAUGGUUCGGUAUUCCUUUCCUCAUUCCAGCACCUAGUGAUCAAGUUUGGCGAGGUGACUGAGCACCAGCCGGUAGCUACGUGUGGAAAGGUCGUGGAUGAAGACAUGGACAAAUUGCGCUGGGUUGCCGAUCAGGUUUGGAAAAGCCAGUAUGAAACAAAACGGCCUAUUGAGGUAGUGCUCUGGGAUGCUUCAACGCCCGAGCCUGAUCCUAAAAAGCUCUCGCUUUUCGACUUGCAAAGAGCCGGAGUGACUAAAGAAGUAAAGGACCUCGUAGAUGAGAUUCAUAAAGAGACACAAAAGUCGUGGUCGGAUAUUUCUGACAGCAUUAAGAAGAUUCAUCACGGUGAAGCACCAGAAAAGCCUGGAUCAAAGGAAUCCUACUUUGGUGCUAUGGUCUUUUCUAAUAGUGUGGUUCGAACUCUGGGCUACCAUAUUUUUGAUAAUAUUUUAAAGCUGGCGGUUACGCGUCCCGAAUUCACCCUCCAACAUCUCAUCAUACUCUUCCGAGACCUCAUUCCAUCGAUAGCUGAUUUUAUUGGUCACCUAGGCGUUGAAUUUCUCUGUGAGAGCUACUGGAAGGUUGAUAAACUUGUCAAGGAGAAGGUUGAGAGCAACCCCAACCAAGAGGAGGCUCGUGAGGAUUUCCUUGCGAUGAUUAGUGCGUUGGCAUUCUAUGUCAAUCUUCUCAAUGCACAAAAUCUCCACAUGUUCCCGUGGAGGCAUACGAAGGAAUACCAAAUGCCCUCAAAAUAA
Aspergillus alliaceus is the source of this 1014-nucleotide messenger RNA. RefSeq lists its product as uncharacterized. The coding region runs from base 1 to 1014 and encodes 337 amino acids. The record is from RefSeq and is a predicted model, not a curated record. NCBI's taxonomy places the organism in Eukaryota, Fungi, Ascomycota, Eurotiomycetes, Eurotiales, Aspergillaceae. The transcript is spliced from 3 exons.